Ustilaginoidea virens is the source of this 777-nucleotide messenger RNA. RefSeq lists its product as uncharacterized. Lineage: Eukaryota; Fungi; Ascomycota; Sordariomycetes; Hypocreales; Clavicipitaceae. The transcript is spliced from 6 exons. The record is from RefSeq and is a predicted model, not a curated record. Bases 1 to 777 code for a protein of 258 amino acids.
AUGCACGGACAUACUCAGUUCCCUGAACUCGACAGCACUUCAGAAGUAACCAGGCUUAUUUUCGGCCUGCCACCGGCGCCGAGCGGUGGGAAGUCGCAAGUGGGGGAAAUAUGGCGAUGCUGGAUGAAGUGGCCUGCGAUUUCAGUCAAGGGACAACAAUUCGGUCAUCUUGCCAUGGCUGUAAGACAAGGCCAUGCCAACCAAGCCUUGUCCAGCCGGGAAGGUGGCAACGCUGACGCUGCUCGAUCUGUCGGUAUCCCGGCGGUAGAAUUGAUCGAUGUCGCUUUUCGCUACUCAACACUCGGCACCUUUGCUAAAGGCUUCACUCCUGUUUUUGGUGUUUGCAGGCGAAAAUUACCCAACUACCUCCUCGGCAAGAUUCCUAGAUCCAGCAGAUGGCCUGCCGCAGCAGUCCACAUGAAUCGUCGCAAUUUCUUUAAGGAAACGCCGGCACCGACCACGAUUGCCAGCUUCGCCAAUGAAUCAGAGGUGCCUCUCGUCUCCCCUUCUUCAUGCUUCGAGAUGGAUAGUCAAACAGCCUCUAGAUACGGGGACGAGGAAACCGAGAUUCAGCUAGGAUUUGGGGGAAAGGAGCAGUCACUGGUGUUGGUGACAGUGCCAAAGAGAUCAAACAUAAGCAUUCAAGUUAACCAGCACACAACGAAGCAUCCCGAAAGGCAUUCUUGUCAUGCAGGUUUCCCCAUGCCAGAGCUCGCAGCGAAGCAGCCUCGGUCUACCAUGGUAUUCAUUCACACCUGCAAGUACGUCAAACCAUAA